Messenger RNA from Penicillium canariense, 567 nucleotides. Its product is annotated as ORMDL family protein. Gene Ontology annotation, cellular component: endoplasmic reticulum membrane. Bases 1 to 567 code for a protein of 188 amino acids. The transcript has 3 exons. Gene Ontology annotation, biological process: ceramide metabolic process; negative regulation of ceramide biosynthetic process; intracellular sphingolipid homeostasis. NCBI's taxonomy places the organism in Eukaryota, Fungi, Ascomycota, Eurotiomycetes, Eurotiales, Aspergillaceae. The record is from RefSeq and is a predicted model, not a curated record.
AUGGACGGACCACAGCGGUUAUCCCCCAACACGCAGAAGCAGGGCCGUCGGCGGCGGUCCAGCAGCAUCAUCUACCAGGAGCCCGCUGAAUCCAUGGAACAUAUCAGUGACCAGGCUGCGCUGCCCAAUCUCAAUGCAAACUGGGUCCAUGCCAAGGGUGCCUGGACCAUCCAUUUCGUCCUCAUUGCCGCGCUGAAGAUCUUCUACGAUAUCAUCCCAGGUGUCUCCCAGGAGACCUCAUGGACCCUCACCAACAUCAGCUAUAUGUUCGGCUCGUUCCUCAUGUUCCAUUGGGUGCGGGGCAUCCCGUUCGAGUUCAACGCCGGUGCCUACGAUAACCUCAACAUGUGGGAACAAAUCGACAAUGGCGACCAGUACACACCGACCAAGAAGUUCCUGCUCUGCGUGCCCAUCGUGCUCUUCCUCCUCAGCACACACUAUACCCACUACGACCUGACAUACUUUACCAUCAACUUUCUGGCCACAUUGGGAGUCGUCAUCCCUAAAUUGCCUUUCUCACAUCGGCUGCGAAUAGGCCUCUUCUCCGAUAUACCAGACGAGUCAUAG